AUGUUCUCGCUGCGGGCGUUUGUGGACGGGAUCUCGCCCGAUGGCCACGUCAGCCGCAUCGCGGCGUUUCACUACGCACAAACCCUACAGCAUCUUCAGGCACGGAUCAACGCCUUCGAGCAUGGCCAGCGGGAUUCAGUCUUAGCCGACUCGACCGUCAUGGUCAUUGUCACCUUAGCCAUGGCUGCAGAGAUCACGGGGGAUCUUGCCGCCGCGCAGAGCCAUGUGGAGGGUCUGCUCACGAUCGUCAACCUCAAGGGCGGCCUGCGGUCUCUGAACACACACAAUAAUGUGCAAGUCAAGGUUUGCCGGGCCGAUCUAGGACUCGCGUUGCGGAUGGGAAGCCGCGCACGACUCUUCCAAACAGGAAUCUCAUGGGACUGCUUUCUCGCCAAUCGCGGUCUAGUGAAGUGCAACCACGGGACAGAUGGGGCCCAGGUCGACGUCGUGGUCAACAAACUUGACCCGAAAUUGGGGAACUGCUGGAAAGACAUUCAUGCCUUCAGCUGCCUGAGCAACCUCGCCUACCAGACGACCCGGAAGCUCUCGCCUGACGUCUACAACGAGAUGAUGGUCUCCAUUCUAUACCGACUCACGCGUCUCUCUUUUGAAGACGACCUUUUGCAAGACAUGAUCCGGAUCGGCUUGCUGGUCUACUGCUCCACCCUGUUUUUGACACGGCAGUAUCUGGAGCGGCCUUAUGAACGCCUUUGCAAUCUCUUCGACGCUGCUCUGCUCAGACUGUGUCAAGUCUCUGCAAAUGAGGUGCCACUGCCACCGCUGGUGCUACUGUGGCUGUUGAUCCUAAGGCACCUGGUGGCGUACCAAGAGCGUUGUUCGGAAUCGGACAGCUGGCAGACCGUCUGGCUCGACAAGGCUGUCGUGCUUACCGGCGUUGAUACGUGGCUACAGGCACAGCGAGUGUUGAGAUCUGUCAUGUGGGUUGAUUUUGUGCAUGAUGAGCGAGGAAAAGAAUGCUUUGAUGCGAGUAGGAUGAGAUCUGGGCCACCUUGA
Molecule: messenger RNA, 1014 nt
Organism: Capronia coronata CBS 617.96
Lineage: Eukaryota; Fungi; Ascomycota; Eurotiomycetes; Chaetothyriales; Herpotrichiellaceae
Exons: 2
Coding region: 1-1014 (337 amino acids)
Source: RefSeq, a predicted model, not a curated record